Molecule: messenger RNA, 1035 nt
Organism: Penicillium waksmanii
Lineage: Eukaryota; Fungi; Ascomycota; Eurotiomycetes; Eurotiales; Aspergillaceae
Product: zinc-dependent alcohol dehydrogenase
Exons: 3
Molecular function (GO): oxidoreductase activity; zinc ion binding
Source: RefSeq, a predicted model, not a curated record
GUCGAAAAGAAAGGCGGUCCCCCAAUCUACAAACAAAUCCCCGUCCCCAAGCCAGGACCCGACGAAGUCCUCGUCAAGAUCAAGUACUCCGGCGUCUGCCACACCGACCUACACGCCCUGAAAGGCGACUGGCCACUGCCCCUAAAGAUGCCACUCGUCGGCGGCCACGAAGGAGCCGGAAUCGUCGUUGCAAAAGGCGACAUGGCUUCGAGUAUUGAGAUUGGCGACCACGCCGGUAUCAAGUGGUUAAAUGGCUCAUGUCUAGCAUGCGAGUUCUGCAAGACCGCUGAUGAACCGCUCUGUGCUAAGCAGAAGCUGUCGGGUUACACCGUUGACGGUACCUUCCAGCAGUAUGCGAUUGGCAAAGCCGCCCAUGCGAUCAAGUUGCCCAAGGAAGUGGCUUUUGAUGCUAUUGCACCAAUUCUAUGUGCCGGUAUCACCGUCUACAAGGGUCUUAAGGAGUCUGGCGCCCGUCCGGGUCAGACUGUUGCCAUUGUCGGUGCUGGUGGUGGUUUGGGCUCCUUGGCUCAGCAGUAUGCUAAGGCUAUGGGAUUGCGGGUUAUUGCCAUUGAUGGUGGUGAUGAGAAGCGUGAUAUGUGCGAGCAGCUGGGCUCUGAGGGAGGGAAACAAAAGGCCUACGUUGAUUUCACAAAGUCCAAGGAUCUUGUUUCGGACGUCAAGGCUGCUACUCCCGAAGGUCUGGGUGCGCACGCUGUGCUUCUACUUGCCGCUUCCGAGAAGCCGUUCCAACAGGCAGUUAGCUAUGCUCGCCCCCGCGGCGCUAUUGUUGCCAUUGGCCUUCCUGCCAAUGCUUUCCUCAAGGCUCCUGUUUUCGAGAGUGUUAUCAAGAUGAUCAAUAUCAAGGGAAGCUAUGUGGGUAACCGCCAGGACGGCGUUGAGGCUGUCGACUUCUUUACUCGCGGUUUGAUCAAGGCGCCGUUCAAGACUGCCCCACUCGAGGAUCUUCCCAAGGUGUUUGAGCUAAUGGAGCAAGACAAGAUCGCUGGACGCUACGUCCUUGAGAUGCCGGAAUAA